Labrus mixtus (cuckoo wrasse) is the source of this 2140-nucleotide messenger RNA. RefSeq names its product small nuclear ribonucleoprotein 70 (U1) (gene snrnp70). The record is from RefSeq and is a predicted model, not a curated record. NCBI's taxonomy places the organism in Eukaryota, Metazoa, Chordata, Actinopteri, Labriformes, Labridae. Gene Ontology annotation, molecular function: mRNA binding; U1 snRNA binding. The transcript is spliced from 10 exons. Gene Ontology annotation, biological process: mRNA splicing, via spliceosome. The coding region runs from base 229 to 1719 and encodes 496 amino acids. Gene Ontology annotation, cellular component: precatalytic spliceosome; U2-type prespliceosome; U1 snRNP.
GGUUUACGGCAGCCCGCCAUUUUAUUCCGUGCUGACGGUAACAUUAAGCUAGCAGCUUGCACACAGUCAGGUAUUAUUGUGAGCACGCGCUGGGCCGGUGUUUCACCUGGAGAUUGAAAAGUAAACGUCAAAGAGAAGUGUUCCCGGAGACCUGCAGACACAGCUCGGUCCUUCCCCCGGUCCAUGGUCUAACUCUGUGUCACCGCAGCGGAGGAGAGAAGGUGAAAGAUGACGCAGUUUCUACCCCCGAACUUGUUGGCAUUAUUUGCCCCUCGGGACCCCAUCCCCUUCCUGCCCCAGCUGGAGAAGCUGCCCCACGAGAAGCACCACAACCAGCCGUACAGCGGCAUCGCUCCGUUCAUCCGGCACUUCGAGGACCCCAGAGAUGCACCCCCUCCCACCCGAGCAGAGACCCGAGAUGAGCGGCUGGAGAGGAAGAGACGAGAGAAGAUUGAAAGGAGACAAACUGUGGUGGAGACAGAACUGAAGCUCUGGGACCCCCAUAAUGACCCCAACGCUCAAGGGGAUGCCUUCAAGACCCUGUUUGUUGCUCGAGUGAACUACGAUACGACAGAGUCCAAGCUUCGCCGUGAGUUUGAGGUCUAUGGUCCCAUCAAACGGAUUUACAUCGUGUACAACAAGAGGACGGGGAAACCUCGAGGCUACGCCUUCAUCGAGUACGAGCACGAGCGGGACAUGCACUCCGCCUACAAACACGCCGACGGGAAGAAGAUCGACGGCAGGAGGGUGCUGGUGGACGUGGAGCGAGGACGCACCGUGAAGGGAUGGCAUCCCCGCAGGCUAGGCGGCGGUUUGGGAGGCACCAGGAGAGGCGGAGCUGAUGUCAACAUCAAACACUCCGGCCGAGACGAUGCCUCACGUUACGACGAUCGACCUAUUGGAGGUGAUCGAGAACGAGGAGAACGACCAGAGCGACCAGAGCGAGGAGAGCGGAGGGAGCGCAGCAGGGAGCGUGACCGGGACAAGGACAGAGAGCGCCGGAGGUCCCGGUCCAGAGAACGCCGCCGGCGCACUCGCUCCAGGGAGAGGGAGAGAGUGGCUCCAGGAGCAGAGGAAGCUGGGGGUGGUGGUGGUGGUGGGGGGGGUGGUGGCGGCGGCGGCAGUGGUGGGGGUGGUGGCGGCGGUGGCAGCAGGCGCAGAGAGCGAGAGAGGGAGCGGGGGGGAGCUGCAGGAGGAGACAGCAGGAGCAGGGAGAGGAGUAGAGAACGGAAGAGGAGGAGCAGGAGCAGAGAUCGUAAGAGAGACAGAGAGAGAGGGAAGGGAGUGGACGGGGAGGAGGUGGGGGGAGGAGAGGGGCCUCCUGAGGGGGGGGAGAGGAUGCUGGAGGAGAAUGAAGGGGAGGUGGGCGAGGGAACAGAGGAGCGCAGGGACCGGGACAGGGAGCGGGACCGCCGACGCAGCCACAGGGACAGAGAGCGCCGCAGGGGAGACCGGGACAGAGACCGGGAGCACAAGAGAGAGAGGGGGGGGGAGAGAGAGAAGGGCGAGCGUAGGGAGGAGCGACACGGCGCCCUGCGAGACGACAUGGGCCCUCAGGAUGACGGUGGCACGGAGGAUGAGGGCGGGGCACCUCCCAACAUGGAGGAGUACAGUGAGGACGGUAUGAUGAUGGGGGAGCAGGAGGAGGCGCCAUCGGCUGACGGAUACGGCUCCGGGGAGAACGGAUACAAGGUGGAGGCGGCGGGAGAUGAGUACUGAGUUCCCCCCUCACAAAUAAGUUCAUUCAUACUGAUACAUUCAUACUGAUACUGAGACCCCCCCCUCACUGAUAGGAUCAUUCACACUGAUAAAGACCCCCCCUCACAGGAAGGUGUAUUGAUACUGAGCCCCCCUCCCCCACAGAUAGGUUCAUUCAUACUGUUGAUUAAGGGGGGGGGGUAUUUUUAAAGUUCACUGCUCCCAGCUGAUUGGAUCGUGUCCACUCGGCGUUCUCAGAUCGGUGAUGAUGUCGUCUUAUUUUCCUCUCGGCUCGUGAUGAAAUGUAAACACGCGCUCGUUCGGUCUUUGAUUUUGAGACGUGUUUCUGCUCUCUGUUUGUGAAAUAGAAGGAACGUGUUAUGAUCGUGACCAUGAGGCUGUUCUGUUUAUUCAUUCUGGAAUAAAUUCUUUUUUUUAAUUA